Messenger RNA from Pneumocystis murina B123, 234 nucleotides. RefSeq lists its product as hypothetical. The coding region runs from base 1 to 234 and encodes 77 amino acids. The record is from RefSeq and is a predicted model, not a curated record. Lineage: Eukaryota; Fungi; Ascomycota; Pneumocystomycetes; Pneumocystales; Pneumocystaceae. The transcript has 8 exons.
AUGAAAUACAUUUUUGAUAUUUUAGAAUUUCCAUUUUAUAAAAGUUACAGAAAAAAUGAUCAGGAAAAUAUAUCGGAUGAAACUAAAAUGAGGAUCAAAAAAGGGUUUGAUUAUAAACAAAUACUGAAAACAAUUUAUUCAAAUGAAGAAAUGUCAAAAAUAAGAAAAACGUUGAAUUUAAGAAUGAUAAUUAUAGUAUUAAAAAAGUUAAUAAAUAAAACAAAAUAUUAUUGA